This is a messenger RNA of Punctularia strigosozonata HHB-11173 SS5, 804 nucleotides long. RefSeq lists its product as uncharacterized. The coding region runs from base 1 to 804 and encodes 267 amino acids. Gene Ontology annotation, molecular function: flavin adenine dinucleotide binding. The transcript has 5 exons. Lineage: Eukaryota; Fungi; Basidiomycota; Agaricomycetes; Corticiales; Punctulariaceae. The record is from RefSeq and is a predicted model, not a curated record.
AUGGCCUCGGUGUCGACACGUAGUUUCGAGCUGGUCACCGCGGACGGCACGCUCAUCCACGACAGCCCGUACGUGCACCAGGAUCUCUUCUGGGCGCUCCGUGGUGGAGGCUGUCCCAGUUUUGGAAUGGUGACCAGUACGAAGUACAAACUGCACCCCGAGCAAGCGAUCAACGCCAGCUACUUCGAGGCGUACACGAUCACGUUGGACGCCUUCGUACAGGGGUUCGAAGUCUUCCACAACGCUCAAGGACCGCUCGCACGUCUGCUGGACUGGCUUCUAUCCGGUGCCGACAAGUCCAUCACGCCGCUCAUCAAAGACAUCGCACAGAUUCCAGGCAAUGGUUCUCCGGACGCCAUAGGAUACAACUACACUGCGGGCGACGUCGUCGCCGUGAAUGGUCGCACCGUCUCGCGCUUGCUCUCCACCUCCCUCUUCACCGAUGAACCCGCACACCAGCCGGACCAGUCCGCGAUCAACCUCCUCCUUCUGCGCCUCUCUCCCGCUCGGCGGCCGCGACCUUCUCGUCGGCGGCGGCGGCGUCGCGCAGCACCCCGUCUCCUUCGCGGCCGUGCACCCCGGCGCUCAUCGCUGAUCAACCUCGGCGUACGCGUCGGCUGCCUCAACGACACUCCUACUCUCGCCCAGGAGGCGGCCGAGGCCGCACAGACGUAUGAUGCCCCGUUCGUGAGCCUGACACGCGCGUGGGGCACGCGCUGGAACGAGAUGGGAUACUGGGAGGCGGGCCUGUUCAUGACCGCCGUAGCCAUCGUUUCGGAGAAUUGGGUGACGCACAGAAAGUGA